UAUAUAAAUUUCCACACUUCUUCAUCAAAAUAUCAAUCAAACAAGAAAAGAAGCCAAGAAUCAGAAGUUCAAGAAUCAAGAAAGCUAAUACACAACAAACUAACAAUGGAUUUGGGAAGGUUUCCGAUAAUCUCAAUCCUCGAAGACAUGCUCGAAGUCCCUGAAGAGCACAACGAGAAGAUUCGCAACAAUCCAUCAAGAGCUUACAUGCGAGACGCUAAGGCAAUGGCUGCUACGCCAGCUGACGUCAUCGAGCACCCGAACGCUUACGCUUUCGUCGUUGACAUGCCUGGGAUCAAAGGAGACGAGAUCAAGGUUCAGGUAGAGAACGAGAACGUUCUUGUGGUGAGUGGAGAGAGGAAGAGGGAGAGCAAAGAGAACGAAGGUGUCAAGUAUGUGAGGAUGGAGAGAAGGAUGGGUAAGUUUAUGAGGAAGUUUCAGUUGCCUGAGAAUGCUGAUUUGGAAAAGAUCUCUGCUGUUUGUCAUGACGGUGUGUUAAAGGUUACUGUUCAGAAACUUCCUCCUCCUGAGCCUAAGAAGCCGAAGACUAUUCAGGUUCAAGUUGCCUGAUGAGCUUUGUUUGUCUGUGAUCGUGUUUUGUGUUUUGUUUUCGGUUUUGUAAUGGAUGUAAUGGGAGUGAAGCAAUAAGUGUGUGGUUCUAAUGUGGGAUUAUAUAAGUUGUUUCUCUGUUCAUCUUUCUCUUUGUAUGAUCUUCUAAUCAAUGAAGUUCUUUUUUUUUU
Messenger RNA from Camelina sativa (false flax), 740 nucleotides. Its product is annotated as 17.6 kDa class II heat shock protein. NCBI's taxonomy places the organism in Eukaryota, Viridiplantae, Streptophyta, Magnoliopsida, Brassicales, Brassicaceae. The record is from RefSeq and is a predicted model, not a curated record.